AUGGGAAACCAGCCGUCGGCGAUUCUGGACAACAUAGCCUCGGGCUCGAAUUUCGACCGUGAGGAGGUGGACAGGCUGAGGAAGCGAUUUAUGAAGCUUGAUAAGGACAACUCCGGUACCAUUGAGCGCGACGAGUUCCUAGCACUUCCCCAGAUCUCCUCGAACCCGCUGGCAACACGCAUGAUCGCAAUUUUCGACGAGGACGGUGGCGGUGACGUCGAUUUCCAAGAGUUUGUCUCCGGUCUCUCGGCGUUCAGCAGCAAGGGAAACAAAGAGGAGAAGCUGCGGUUCGCGUUCCGCGUGUACGACAUUGACCGCGACGGCUACAUUAGCAACGGCGAGCUCUUCAUCGUGCUCAAGAUGAUGGUUGGCAGCAACUUGAAGGACCAACAACUGCAGCAGAUUGUCGACAAGACCAUCAUGGAGGCUGACCAAGAUCGCGACGGUAAGAUCAGCUUCGAGGAAUUCAUGAAGAUGGUUGAGCACACGGAUGUUUCUAUGAGCAUGACCCUAGACCAAUUCUAA
Molecule: messenger RNA, 525 nt
Organism: Parastagonospora nodorum SN15
Lineage: Eukaryota; Fungi; Ascomycota; Dothideomycetes; Pleosporales; Phaeosphaeriaceae
Exons: 4
Coding region: 1-525 (174 amino acids)
Molecular function (GO): calcium ion binding; calcium-dependent protein serine/threonine phosphatase regulator activity
Source: RefSeq, a predicted model, not a curated record